Molecule: messenger RNA, 3272 nt
Organism: Bombyx mandarina (wild silkworm)
Lineage: Eukaryota; Metazoa; Arthropoda; Insecta; Lepidoptera; Bombycidae
Product: serine/arginine repetitive matrix protein 1
Source: RefSeq, a predicted model, not a curated record
AAAUUUCUCCACCAUUUGCAAAACAAAAUGGCCGAUGCUCGCGGAGAGGCGUGUCGCGGAUUCUAGCGAGAUUUCAUCGACGAAAAUUCGUCUUAAACUCCAGUGAAAAGUUUUGGUGUUUUACAACUGCGGCGCCGGUCGUCGUGCGCGGCCGCCGUGUGGCCCUGGGGCUUCGCCCCACGCGUCUCGUCGCGCGCGUCUGGAGCCCUUGCUCCGUGAUCUCGUAAUAUCCCGCUAUAGAGGAUGUCGUCGCGACGCAAUGGAUCCAUGUCUCGAGCAGUCGAGGCUGCCUCGAAGAACCGGUUGCACAUGGACAGAAACCCACAGCAUUCACGAAUAACUGAUCCUUCAAAUCCGGCAGGCCGUCGUAAAGAGAUUGACAACGUGAUGAAGAGAGCGAGGCAGUCUUCGCCCGGCAGCUGGGAUAGGAAGCUGCUGGAAGUGGAGGAAAAGGACCCGAACAGGUGGCGACAUACUGGCUAUAAGCAGUUAUACCUGGAGAGGAGAUCCGGCUCGGGCUCACCCCGGCGUUCCAGGUCUCCUCCGCCGCCUCGGAAGUCUAGAUCUCCGGUCCGGCGCCGGACCCGCAGCCCUAUUCGCGCGCCCCGACACAGCCCUAGAAGGAGCCCUAUAAGGCGCAGUCCAGUCCGCAGAGCGAGGAGUCCGGUGCAGCGCCGCGAGCGACCCCGCCCCCCCUCGCCUCCUCCCAGAAAGUCAUCUCCAUCUGGCUCUUCAGCUAGCAGUUGCUCUGAUGAGUCAUGCUCUGUCUGUUCGGCUAAGAACAAGAAAGCACCUCCUCCGAAACCUGCACCCAAACCCAAAGCACCGUCUCCAGUCCGAGGUGCGGCCAGAGCGGUGCAACCGACAAGAGAGCUGCUUAAGGCCAGAGAAAAUAGUAAGAGAUCGAGAGAAGAGAAGGUCUUAGAAUGGCAACGGUCGCAGAUGAAGGUCCGCCCGGUUCCUCCUGCGGGUGCAAUUCCACCCACUCACAUCAAACGUGAGGGAGAGCGUCGUCCCCCGCGACCCCCCGCCGCCCCCGCCCCCGCCGCGCGCCCCGUGUCCCCCGGUGCCAUAGCGGCUGCGCUCAACGAUACGGACAGCGACAGUGAUUCCGAUGCCAGCUCUGAACCCCAGCCUCAGAGAAUCACAUUAUCAGAACGUUUCGGGAAGAUGGCGCAGUGGUCUGCGGAUAGAUCAGCUCGACUCGAGAACAUGAAGAUAACGAGACGCGAGAGCACCUUGCACGUGAGAAUAGAGGGACGACCAGAAUUGGAUGCUGCAGCUCCAGCCGAACCGUACCCUGGAGACCAGCCAGUGGGCAGUUACCCUGAGGAGUUACUGUCAGCUGCACCGGGAGGCUUGCCGUCAUGGGACGAUGUCCGUGUACGAUAUGAUUAUUACAAGAAGAGGGGAUAUCUCCGAGGUCUGACUUUGGGCGACUAUGUGAAAUGGGAGGAAUGGUGGUACAAAUAUCAGGAGUGGCUGAAACACGAGCGCGCCUACGAGCGUUGGGCCGAAGGGGACGUCGUGGGACCCAGUCGUCGGGAGCGUCGUCGUAGAGGCGGCCGACAUAAAAAGAGCUGAGGGCGCGCCGCCCCCGCCGCCGUGCUCGCUGUCGACCUCGGGGCGGGGGCCGCCACACACAACUAAAUAUGGUGUGUGAGCGUGAUAAAAAUGGACAAUAUGACAGCAAUACUAGUGUUUAAAUUGUGGUAUCUGUGAGAUACAGUCGAGAUAAAUAAUAAAAACAUUUUGUAGUGUUUAAUGAAGUCUGCUUGUGCGUACACAUGCAAGCGGAUAAAGAUUGUUAGUGCUAAUUUAUAUAAAGUGAAAUUGGAAGUAUUCAGUGAAAAUGAAAGAAUACUUGUCUACGUAUUGUAGAAUUUUUAUAACAAAUAAUGUGUGACUAGUAAGAAUUGUUUACUACAAUCUUGAUAGUGAAAUAUUUAUGUAUCUUUGAUAUCGGACAACGUUGAGAGAACAUUUAGAUUACUUAGUAGUAUUAUUAAUGUAGUACAAUGUUUUACUAAUUAAUAGUAGGAAGUUAAUUUUUCUAUUGUUUUAGUACUGACCGAAUGAACUAAUAUAAUUGUCGAAUGCACGAAAGAGUAAGAAAACAUGUAGCUAUCUCUGUCUUUCUCUCACCCGCCCGUUGUGAUGUCAGACUUUUGUUUAAACUACCAUCAUGUAGACUAAUUGAAUGGUUUUGUUGUAAAUAUUAAUCAGCCAUUUGUUUUUUAGAGAACCAAUUAAGGUUCUUAUAAAUUUUUUUGUUAUUGUUAACGAACUUUAUCCUAAUUUAGUAGGAGGUAGUUACUCAAAUAUAAUCAGAAUAUAUCAUGAAAUUAUUUAUCUAUAUUAAUUUUGAGUCACAAGAAAUUAAAAAACCUGUGUAUCUCGUAGUAAAAUUUAAACAAAUCUUCAUGACGCCUUGUUUAUUUGCAGACCUCAUUGCUUGAAAUGGAAUAAGGAAUUACAGUUGAUUAACAUAUUGAAUUAAAAAUUGUUCUACCGAGUAAAUAACAUAAUGAGUAGUAUAAGUAAUGUCAUAUAUUCGAGAUGGUUUAACAAAAUCUAUCCCAUCGUAUACAUAAUAAAGCUAAGCAAACUUUGGGACAGUUUAUAACAGACUUAACCUCUAACAGUAAUGUUUGCCUUGUAGUUGACAAAAUAAACCUGGCCGGAAUUAGAUAUCACAUGAUUUUGAAACAUCAAAUUCUGGUCCGGACUCAGAGCCAACCCUUCAAAUGUCCAGUCACACUGAUGUUCUGCCAAGAUCCGACAUUGUGAUCAUGAAAUCACUUUCUUUUGAUAUAAUAUAACAAAUAUGACAUGUUUUUCUUUAACCAUUUUAAUGCUGAGUUUACUUUCACAUGUUUUUUCAGAAGUUGCUAAAGCACUUUUGAAAAGAAGAAUCUUAAAAAAAACUAAACAAAAAAAAAAUUAAAUAGAAAAUCAAUGCUAAAUUCUCAAAUUAAGUCGAUCGUUAUCCACAUUAUAACUGUAAAUAAAUAAUUGCUUGUAAUCAUGAAUGUUGUUUUGAUGAAAAAUCUUAGUAUUUUUUUGCAUCAUUUUCUGGCAUCAUUUUUUGGCAACAUUAUUGUAAAUAUAUAUCUAUAUUUAUCGCAGCGGGUGGGUGCUAAUGGUAGAAGGGAAUCUGACGAAUACUUGGAUUUCGCUGACUAUAUUUACAAAACAAUAUUAGAUAAACAUAAUAUUUGGCGUACUCCCUCUAGCUGGUGGAUACAUCCUCGAAUUUUCUUCCUUGAUAA